AUGUCACCGUCGCAAUGGGCAGUUGAACGAUAUACAGUUUGCGUUGCCACUGCCAGCGACUCGUUUUCUGUGUGCGUCGCAGACCGCCGCCAAAAACGACAGUUUUUUUACCGGAACGCAUCCCUGCGUUCGACGUGGUUGCUGCUGACGGAGAAAACCCCCGUCCCCCCACUCGGCUAUCGCUUUCCGGCCUGUUUGAGUUUAACACUGUUUGGAAUGUGCACUCUCCCUGGUAUCGGGGAAAUUCGCCACAGCAGCUCCCCAAGCAUUCGAGUGACGGCACCAUCCCCCUCGCCUCUUUGUCUCCAAAUGUUCAGGUGUUACUUCAGGGUGGGAACUGGCCUACGCGGUUUCGGCGACUGGCGCAGACUAUCUGCGGGUGAACUCUACGAGGUUCUUUCGUGA
Molecule: messenger RNA, 405 nt
Organism: Toxoplasma gondii ME49
Lineage: Eukaryota; Apicomplexa; Conoidasida; Eucoccidiorida; Sarcocystidae
Exons: 2
Coding region: 1-405 (134 amino acids)
Source: RefSeq, a predicted model, not a curated record